AUGGUGCAUUGGAUUAUAUUAGACUUCCCGCUCCGUUCGAUCGCAAUUUGCAUUGGCUUUGAUGCAUUUUUUUUCUUUUUAUGGGAUCCUACUUCUUCUUGGUAUUACGUUGUUUCGUUUGCGCUUUACUUGAUUACGGUCGUCUUGGUUCUCUUUUUGAUAGUACACUACGAAGAAAGGAUCAGAGUAUAUGACGAAAAGCUAGAAAAAUUUGUUAUUCCUGAAUUUAUAGACAAUAGGCCGUUUAAGGAAAAAAGUUUUGGACAAAGAGAUGCAGUGUUAGCAGUUAUGUUAAGAAAUGUGAAUACCAAAUUCGUUUCCGAAACGAAAAUAAAAUAUACUUUUAAGAACACAGAACAAUUAGUAAAUUUUCACGAUACACUUAUUGCAGGAUUUCUGAAAAGGUAUCUUGAAACAUAUAAAGACUUGCCACUAGAAGACAUUCAAGGAUGGGAUAGAAUGUUGUUGGUUGCUAAAAACGUUCAAGACGAAGAUUUGAAGGACGUGUACGGAAAUUUGGUUUCAUCCGACAUAGUACAUAAAUAUAGCAAUAUUCGACCCGCUAUUCGAGGCAAUGGUAUGCUCAGACCGAAGAAUUUAUAA
Molecule: messenger RNA, 603 nt
Organism: Debaryomyces hansenii CBS767
Lineage: Eukaryota; Fungi; Ascomycota; Pichiomycetes; Serinales; Debaryomycetaceae
Product: DEHA2E23364p
Exons: 1
Coding region: 1-603 (200 amino acids)
Source: RefSeq, a predicted model, not a curated record